GCCUCAAAUUUUUUUCAAUAUUUUUUUUUUUUGCCUAGUUAAGCCAAUCACCUGGAACCCCUUGCUCGACCAUCUUCGUCCAUCAAACUUUCCUGAUGGAUAAGCAAGAUAGUCACCAUAACCAAGCCCUCUUGCCAAACCAGUGUGGCUCAAGCCAUAGCCAAACCAUAGACGCACCACUCCCCUUAGUUUGGUCCAUAAUCCGCCAAUUCGACAACCCUCAAGCCCACAAGCAGUUCAUCAAGAGCUGCACCAUGCGCGCCGGCGACGGCGGCACCGCCGGGAGCAUACGUGAGGUUAUAGUCAGCUCCGGCUUGCCGGGGAGUAGCAGCAUGGAGAGGCUUGACAAGCUCGACGACGACAAGCAUGUCAUGAAUUUCAGCAUUGUUGGUGGUGACCACAAGCUUGCAAACUAUAGUUCCAUCACCACACUGCAUAAAGAGGACGAGGAAGAAGAAAAGGGUGGAUCGGAAAAGACGGUGGUGACUCAGUCGUAUGUGGUGGAUGUUCCGGCCGGAAGUAGCAAGGAGGAUACUUGUUUGUUUGCUGAUACUAUUGUUGGAUGUAACCUGAGAUCAUUGGCUAAAGUCACAGAAAAGAUGGCUGGUAACUAAUUUACUACCUUUCUAGGCCUAAGGAUUUAUUGAGAUUUCAGAGGAUUCUUACCUACUCAAUCCGCUUUGUGAUUGUUCAUGUUGUUUGAUCUUAUGCUGCUGUUUGUUGACUUCUUGCCAAUAAAUGUGUGAUAUUCCAGUAGUGUAUGCUAAUAAACUUCAUGUAGUCCAUUUCGGAUUCUAAUGCUAUUGACAAUCCUUCAUUUGUAAUCCAAGUUUGUUAAUUUAUC
Rosa rugosa (rugosa rose) is the source of this 844-nucleotide messenger RNA. RefSeq names its product abscisic acid receptor PYL12-like. The transcript has a single exon. Gene Ontology annotation, cellular component: nucleus; cytoplasm. The coding region runs from base 96 to 614 and encodes 172 amino acids. Gene Ontology annotation, molecular function: signaling receptor activity; protein phosphatase inhibitor activity; abscisic acid binding. Gene Ontology annotation, biological process: abscisic acid-activated signaling pathway. Lineage: Eukaryota; Viridiplantae; Streptophyta; Magnoliopsida; Rosales; Rosaceae. The record is from RefSeq and is a predicted model, not a curated record.